Ornithorhynchus anatinus (platypus) is the source of this 1307-nucleotide messenger RNA. RefSeq names its product Indian hedgehog signaling molecule (gene IHH). The transcript is spliced from 3 exons. Gene Ontology annotation, biological process: protein autoprocessing; multicellular organism development; smoothened signaling pathway. The annotation marks the transcript as partial. Lineage: Eukaryota; Metazoa; Chordata; Mammalia; Monotremata; Ornithorhynchidae. The record is from RefSeq and is a predicted model, not a curated record. Gene Ontology annotation, molecular function: patched binding; calcium ion binding.
CUGCUGCUGCUGCUGCUGCUGGGCUCGUCCGUCUGGCCGCCGGGGGUCGGGGGCUGCGGGCCGGGCCGGGUGGUGGGCGGCCGGCGGCGGCCCCCGCGCAAGCUGGUGCCCCUGGCCUACAAGCAGUUCAGCCCCAACGUGCCCGAGAAGACGCUGGGCGCCAGCGGCCGCUACGAGGGCAAGAUCGCGCGGACCUCGGACCGCUUCAAGGAGCUCACCCCCAACUACAACCCCGACAUCAUCUUCAAGGACGAGGAGAACACCGGCGCCGACAGGCUCAUGACCCAGCGCUGUAAGGACCGCUUGAACUCGCUGGCCAUCUCGGUGAUGAACCAGUGGCCCGGGGUGAAGCUGCGGGUGACGGAGGGCUGGGACGAGGACGGCCACCACUCGGAGGAGUCGCUGCACUACGAGGGCCGCGCCGUGGACAUCACCACCUCCGACCGCGACCGCAACAAGUACGGGCUGCUGGCCCGGCUGGCCGUGGAGGCCGGCUUCGACUGGGUCUACUACGAGUCCAAGGCGCACGUGCACUGCUCCGUCAAGUCAGAGCACUCGGCCGCGGCCAAGACGGGCGGCUGCUUCCCCGCGGGGGCGCGGGCGCGCCUGGAGAGCGGCGCGCUGGUGGAGCUGUCGUCGCUGCGGCCCGGCGACCGGGUGCUGGCCAUGGGCGAGGACGGCCGGCCGACCUUCAGCGACGUCCUGCUCUUCCUCGACCGCCAGCCGGCCGCGGCCCGGGCCUUCCUCGUCAUCGAGACCCGCGACCCGCCGCGGCGCCUGGCCCUGACGCCGGCCCACCUCCUCUUCGCCGCCGACAACCACACGGCGCCGGCGGGGCGCUUCCGCGCCACCUUCGCCAGCCUCGUGCGGCCCGGCCAGUACGUGCUGGUGGCCGGCGGGCCGGGCCUGCAGCCGGCCCGCGUGGCGGCCGUGGGCGCCCGCGCCGCCCGGGGGGCCUACGCCCCCCUGACGCGCCACGGCACCCUCGUCGUCGACGACGUGGUGGCCUCGUGCUUCGCCGCCGUGGCCGAGCAGGGCCUGGCGCAGCUGGCCUUCUGGCCCCUGCGCCUCUACCACAGCCUGGGCGGCGGGCGGACGGCCGACGCGGGGACGGCCGGCGUGCACUGGUACCCCAGGCUGCUCUACCGGCUGGGCCGCCUGCUGCUGGACGAGGACAGCUUCCACCCGCUGGGGGUGGCGGCCGACAUGGCGGGCUGACGGCGUCCCCGGGCCUCGAGGGGCCCGUUGGCGGGAAUUCCCUGCGAGGAGGCCUCCGGACUGAGGACGAGGGGAGGGGGCGGGCUCCA